Fusarium subglutinans is the source of this 411-nucleotide messenger RNA. RefSeq names its product speckle-type POZ. Bases 1 to 411 code for a protein of 136 amino acids. The record is from RefSeq and is a predicted model, not a curated record. Lineage: Eukaryota; Fungi; Ascomycota; Sordariomycetes; Hypocreales; Nectriaceae. The transcript is spliced from 2 exons.
AUGUAUACGAAGCUUGUCACUACCCGAUCCAUGAGCGACUUUGUUUUCCCCUACUUCGGUACCAUUAAACUUUUAUGCUUCAUGGGAAAGGCUGGCAAGCGACAUGGGGUUUUCCUCGCUGUGCACAACAACGCGGAUGUUUUGCUUUUGAUGGACAUCGGCAACGGUCUGAAGGAGGGCGAAUCUUCGCGCUGUGAUCGAGAAAGAGAAAGGCCGUUUUGUGAAGACAUCAACAUGAAUCCCAUUGAGGAUGAACCAAAUCCUUUCAGGCUCAAGAUCACUUUAAUGAUUGGUACUAAUAACCCUGGUUCUAUGGAAGGUCUCCUAGAAUCUCAGGGGCACAGAUUCGUUGGCAAUCGACGAGUCAUGGGUCUUGUUCUCAAGCUCGGAGCCCGCAUCGGCCGUCUUUGA